GUGAAUUUUGGGGUAAAGAAGCUGGAAAAAGGGGCUGUUUUCUGGAGCUUUUCACUUUCCGGAGGUGGAUCGGUGGAAAAAGCGAGGAGGGAAAAGGAGGCGAGAGAGAGAGAGAGAGCGAGAGAGCGAGAGACUGCAAGAGACAUCAGCUUAAUCCGGCAGCAAAGUUAAACCUCAGCACGUCCUGUACGUGCCCGUCAUUCAAAGCCCAGUGUGUUCUAUUAAAAGUAUCAGUCUGCUCGCUUUGCUGCCUAUUUAUAAACCUCUGGGCUCGGCGAACUGGCCCGUUUAAAACAUGGAGCUGCCACAGUAUAUGUUAAGCUGUUUCUGCAUGCUGCUACUGCAGCACGGACUCUGCCAGCCUUAUCUACAUCUCCGGCCCGUCCCCAGUGACAGUUUGCCCGUGGUGGACAUUAUCGAACACCCGGACCCAGACAACGACCCCAAGGACAACGAUCUGGACGAACGGACUUUGCGGAAGAAGCUCGGCAGUCACUUCGAUCCCAACUUCAUGUCCAUCACUCUGCCCCAGCUGGAGGACUCUCCGUCCCGGGACCCGAAUUCCAGGUUCAAACCCUUGGGCGCCAUGCCCAACGACAUCAAGAGGUUGGAUUUGUCCGAGACCCCUUAUGGGAGGAAAAUGAAGUUGGGUAAAAAGGCCAGAAGGAAGUUUCAGCAAUGGCUUUGGUCCUACACAUACUGUCCGGUGAUGUACACAUGGAAGGACCUGGGAGGCCGCUUCUGGCCUCGGUUUGUUAAAGAAGGGAACUGUUACAACGAGAGGUCCUGUUCAUUCCCCGAAGGGAUGCUGUGUAAACCUGUCAAAUCUAUCAGCAAGACUUUCUUAAGGUGGUAUUGCCAAGGAUGGUCAAAGCCUAAAUACUGCACGUGGAUACCUGUCCAAUACCCAGUCAUUUCCGAGUGCAAGUGUUCCUGUUAAAGGGAGAAAUGUUCUCCUGCAGACUGGGUGAAUCCUAUAUACAGAUGGUCUAUAGUAUAACAGCGCCCUAUAGUGAAAUCUAUUUUUAUAUAUCGCAUUCUAAAGAAGCGCCAGCUUUGUAUCUAUAUAACACAAUGAGAUUUAAAGUUGCAGAA
Molecule: messenger RNA, 1095 nt
Organism: Carcharodon carcharias (great white shark)
Lineage: Eukaryota; Metazoa; Chordata; Chondrichthyes; Lamniformes; Lamnidae
Gene: nog2
Product: noggin 2
Exons: 1
Coding region: 296-940 (214 amino acids)
Biological process (GO): negative regulation of BMP signaling pathway; negative regulation of cell differentiation; osteoblast differentiation
Source: RefSeq, a predicted model, not a curated record